AUGUCAAGAAAUUGGUUUGAAUUAAUUCUUAGAUUUUUACAUUUUUCGGACAAUGAAAAAGCUCCAAAUAACGACAGGAUUUAUAAAGUGCGCGAUUUAAUUAAUAAGUUAAUUGAAAAUUUUCAAAAAAUACUUGAACCUGAAGAGUAUUUAGCUGUUGAUGAGACAAUGGUCCCUUUUAGAGGGAGGUUAAUAUUUAGGCAGUAUAUACCAGGAAAAGCGCACAAAUAUGGUGUAAAGUUGUUAUGCGGAACAGAUGGCUAUACGUAUAAUGUGCAAGUAUAUGCUGGCAAAAGUCAAAUUGAUGGAAAAGGUCUAGGAUGCAGAGUAGUGUUGGACUUAAGUCAGAGAUAUUUGAAUUCUGGGCGGACAAUAAUCACUGAUAAUUUUUAUACCUCAGUGCCAUUAGCAUAUGAACUUUUAAAAAACAACAUACACUUGGUAGGAACAUUACGAUCGAACAGAGUUAAAUUACCAGAAGUAACCAAGGCCAAAUUAAAACCAAAUGAAAUAGUUGGAAGGGAAAAUAUUGAUGGGAUCGUCAUAGCUAAAUGGAGGGCAAGAGGGACGUCACAAUGUUAA
This is a messenger RNA of Sipha flava (yellow sugarcane aphid), 582 nucleotides long. Its product is annotated as piggyBac transposable element-derived protein 4-like. NCBI's taxonomy places the organism in Eukaryota, Metazoa, Arthropoda, Insecta, Hemiptera, Aphididae. The record is from RefSeq and is a predicted model, not a curated record. The transcript has a single exon. The coding region runs from base 1 to 582 and encodes 193 amino acids.